GGGGCGGGCGCUGCCGCUGCCGGCGCCGGUGCCGGUGGCGGCGGUGUCGUGGGACACACACACACACACACACACACACACACACACACACACGCCGCGGGGGGGGGGGGGCGGCGUGGCCGGUGCCGUGCGCGCGUGCAGGGGGCGGGGGCGGCGCUCGGGGCCCGGCGGCCGCUCCCUGCCCGGACCGGGGCGGGGGGAGCGGGCGGGACGGGCGGGACGGAGCCCGGCUCGGCGGGCCCGGAGCGGCCGCCAUCGGAUUAUGAGGGAACCAUGAGCCCGCUGCGGGGCUGGCUGCUGGCCGCGCUGCUCUCGCUCGCCCCGCGGGCAGGUCCUGCCGCUCAGGCCAGCUCGCUGCAGCGGCGGCCCCCCCGGGCCGGAUGGCAGGACGGGCGGGUGGUUUCCCAGAUCACCCACCCCAGCAGGCUGGUGGGGCAGAGCGCGGGAGGAGAAGUCCAGAAGCACCAGCUGGACACCAGGGUCAGGAAUGAGCCUGGAGGAGGAGGAGGAAGAGGAGGAGGAGGCCCCGGGCUGCACCUGGCCCGGGUGAGCUUCGUGGUGCGCGCCUUCGGCUCGGCCUUCACCCUCGACCUCCGGCUGAACCACCACCUCCUCGCCUCCCACUACGUGGAGCGGCACCUGGGCGCGGGCAGCAACGGCAGCCACAGCACGGGCGCCGGGGAGCACUGCUACUACCAGGGCCGGAUCCGGGGGCAGCCCCGCUCCUUCGCCGCUCUCUCCAGCUGCCAGGGCCUGCGAGGGGUCUUCUCGGACGGCCGAGCCACCUACCUGAUCGAGCCCCAGGCGGGCGCUGAGCACGGGCAGGGCCUUCAUCCACACGUCGUCCAGCGUGUCCCCAGCUGCGCCCGACCGGGCUGCCUCUUCCCUGCGCUGAACCAGCGUGUCGCGGGCGGGUUACCAAAGCUGCGGCGGCGGCGGCAGGUCCGCCGAGCCCAGCACACGGUGCACAGCGAGACCAAGUACAUCGAGCUGGCGGUGGUGAACGACCACCAGCUGUUCCUGCAGUUCCGCAAGUCCGUGGUUCUCACCAGCAACUUCGCCAAGUCCGUGGUCAACCUGGCCGACAUGAUCUACAAGGAGCAGCUCAACACCCGCAUCGUGCUGGUGGCCAUGGAGACGUGGGCCUCGGAGGACCGGAUCCGGAUGGGGGAAGACUCCCUGGAGACCCUGAAUGAGUUUGUGAAGUACCGGCGCGAGGGGCCGGCGGAGCAGAGCGACACCGUCCACCUCUUCUCGGGUCGGACGUUUCAGAGCAGCCGCAGCGGCACCGCCUUCGUGGGGGGCAUCUGCUCGCCCACCCGCGCCGGCGGCGUCAACGAGUACGGCAACGUGGCGGCCAUGGCGGUGACGCUGGCGCAGACCCUGGGGCAGAACGUGGGCAUGAUGUGGAACAAGCACCGUGCGGCGGCAGGGGACUGCCGGUGUCCGGACUCCUGGCUGGGCUGUAUCAUGGAGGACACGGGGUACUACCUCCCGCGGAAGUUCUCCCGCUGCAGCAUCGACGAGUACAACCAGUUCCUGCAGGACGGCGGCGGCAGCUGCCUCUUCAACAAACCCCUGAAGCUCCUGGACCCUCCGGAGUGCGGCAACGGCUUCGUGGAGGCGGGAGAGGAGUGCGACUGCGGCUCGCUGGCGGAGUGCGCGAAGAGCGGGGGCAACUGCUGCAAGAAGUGCACGCUGACCCACGACGCCAUGUGCAGCGACGGGCUCUGCUGCAAAGGCUGCAAGUACGAGCCGCGCGGCGUGUCCUGCCGGGAGGCCGUGAACGAGUGCGACAUCCCCGAGACCUGCACCGGGGACUCCAGCCAGUGUCCCCCCAACCUCCACAAGCUGGACGGCUACUUCUGCGAAAACGAGCAGGGACGAUGCUACGGCGGGCGCUGCAAAACCAGAGACCGGCAGUGCAACGCGCUGUGGGGCCGCGGCUCAGCCGAGCGCUUCUGCUAUGAGAAGCUCAACGUGGAGGGGACCGAGAGGGGCAACUGCGGGCGCGAGGGCCUGGGCUGGCUGCAGUGCAACAAGCAGGACGUCCUCUGCGGCUUCCUCCUCUGCGCCAACAUCUCAGGCGCGCCCCGGCUGGGCGAGCUCAGCGGCGAGAUCGCCGCCACCACCUUCUUCCACCAAAACCGCUACGUGGACUGCAGGGGAGGCCACGUGCAGCUGGUGGACGGCUCGGACCUGAGCUACGUGGAGGACGGGACGCCCUGCGGGCCCGGCAUGCUGUGUCUCGACCGCAAAUGCCUUCCAGCCACCGCCUUUAACUUCAGCUCCUGCCCCGGCAGCUGGGACGGGAAGAUCUGCUUCGACCACGGGGUUUGCAGCAACGAGGGCAAGUGCAUCUGCCGGGCCGAGUGGACGGGGAAGGACUGCAGCGUCUACGACCCCAUCCCCGAGCCGAAGCCGACGGGGGAGACGGAGCGAUACAAGGGUCCCAGUGGCACCAAUAUCAUUAUCGGCUCCAUCGCGGGGGCCGUGCUGGUGGCCGCCAUCGUCCUAGGGGGGACAGGCUGGGGAUUUAAGAACAUCCGUCGAGGAAGGUACGACCCGGCGCAGCAGGGAGUGUAACCGUCCCCCCCCAUCAUCUCCUCCUCGUCACCGUCACUGUCACCGUCACCGUCCGGCAGCCUGACGGCGUGGGAGCCCCCCCCGGGCCGGGCCCGUCUGUCCGUGUCGCUGUGUGUCCGGCCGUGCUGUCUCCAUCUCUGUGCCCCCCACAGCUGAAAAGAGACGGUGGUUAAGGGAGGGGGGGGGGCCGGGCAGCAGCCCCCCCCAUGCUGGCUCUUUUCAGCUCGGUGUCCCCCCCCCCCAUGUGUCCCCCCCUCCCAUGUCACAGCCCCACACUAAAUGCACCCCACU
Molecule: messenger RNA, 2877 nt
Organism: Chroicocephalus ridibundus (black-headed gull)
Lineage: Eukaryota; Metazoa; Chordata; Aves; Charadriiformes; Laridae
Gene: ADAM11
Product: ADAM metallopeptidase domain 11
Exons: 26
Coding region: 274-2586 (770 amino acids)
Biological process (GO): proteolysis
Molecular function (GO): metalloendopeptidase activity
Source: RefSeq, a predicted model, not a curated record